UGCAAACGCAGCAAACAUUAAAUUGUACGGUCGCUGCGAACACCGCGAGACGAAUCGCUUAUUGCCCAAUAUCAUUAUAGUAAUAUGUCAUAUUGUGUUUGUGUGUGUUUCGUGCAGUGUCUGAACGUCGUACAGUAUAGACCGAAACACGAUGCCCUUCGUCGUAUGUUAUAAUAUAGGUGCGUUGUAAUGACCCGGAGCAAACCGGUUUCACGUUGCGCACUCGUCGCCGGACCGCCGUCGGCUGCAGACGUUACGUUAAUAAUAUUGUUGCCUUGCAUCGCGCAGUCCUGCUGCAGUUCGUGUCCGUGAACAGAGGCGCAUCCAGCACGUCCUGCGGCGGUGUUGACAUAUUCUCGGCGAUUUUCGUACCACCGUCUUCGGGAAACCAUUCGAGCAAAUCACUUCGAAUUAUUUAUUGUCUCGCACACAAUGGUGGACAUCGACAAUGUGCUGGUGUCGUUGGGCAUGGGCCGGUACCAGUUCAUGGGCUGCAUGCUGUUCGGCCUAAUGAUUAUGUAUUCGAACGUGUCGCCGGUCACCUACGUCUUCACCGCCAGCGAUUUGAAAUACAGGUGUGAAAUACCGGAAUGCGAUGCACCGAACCCGGAAGGACGUAUCUACGACCCUGAAUGGUUGCGAUUCACGAUUCCUUAUAGAAACGACACAAAUCAGCCUCGCAAGUGUUUGCGGUAUGCUGCGUUGUCUGGUCCGCUGAUAAACGGUACGCGGUGCUCGUCCGGUGGAUUCAACGAAAGCUUGACUGAGUGGUGCCGCGACAGUUGGGUGUUCGAAGAGUUCGAAAACACCAUCGGCACGGAGUUUGGACUCAUGUGUGAGGAUAACAAAUGGAAGCUGUCAAUGGUGGGAACGAUCAACAACUUCGGACAAUUUAUCGGAAUACCAGUGUCAGGGAUCGUUGCUGACAGGUACGGCCGAAAGUUCACUAUGGUGUUUUGUGCAGCUACAUCAGCCGCAUUAUGUAUAAUCCAGUCAUUUUCAAACAGUUAUUCGAUGUUCAUGGUUUUAGAAUUUGUGUCUUCGAUUGUGUCCAGUGGAAUUUACACGGUUACUUUUAUAUUAGCGAUGGAGCUGUUUUUGCCACAACAGCGUGUACUCUAUUAUUCGAUUCUAGAAUGUUUCCUCCCGGUUGGCUCUAUUUUAGUGGCUUAUAUCGCCAGCCUAGUGCAAGACUGGAGGAUUUUAUUGCGGCUAGUAAACAUCCCGGGAUUGCUGUUCUUGUCAUACUUUUGGCUAACAGAAGAAUCGAUGAGGUGGUUAGAAAGUCAAGGCAAACACGACAAAGUGAUCAACGCGCUCAAGAAAAUAGCGGCUGUCAAUAAAAAGCCUUUUCCCGACCUGCCUACAAACACCCAAACCUUGGAAAGUGUGGACGAUAAAGACGAUAAAGACGCAAAUUUCGGCAGUAUUAUAAAAGACAUAAUCCGUUCUUCAACAAUAUUCUGGAGGAUGAUCAGGUGUUCGUACGUGUGGAUAGCGGUGACCCUGGUAUACUACGGUCUGACGAUAAGCUCGACGGACAUCGCCGGAGACAAGUAUCUGAACUUCUCGUUAGUGUUGUUAGUCGAGAUCCCGGCUUGUCUGUUGAACUGGCUGAUAAUGGAAGGCAUGUCGAGAAAAAUGUCACUCAGUUGCAUGUUUGUGUUCAGCGGCGUCACUUGCGUCAUGUACAACUUGAUGCCCAGUGAAUUCUUCUUGAUAAAGCUGUCGCUGUUUUUGGUCAGUAAACUCGCGAUAUCCAUCGCAUUCUGCAUCAUUUACAUGCUGACAGCGGAGAUAUUCCCCACCAAAAUGCGGGCUACCAUGAUGUCCAUGUGCUCCAUGCUCGGUCGGAUAGGGUCGAUGUUGUCGCCUCAGGCCACGCUCCUGACGGAGUACUUUGGCGUGUACGCGACAAUGCUCGUGUUCGGCAUGACCGCGUUCGCAGCCGCGGCCAUCACCAUGACUUUGCCGGAAAGUAAAAACAUCAAAUUGCCCAACACCAUCGACGAAGCCAAAGGGAUCGGCACCGAUGUCAAACCGAAAAACAUCGGAAAAAACUCGCCGUAGAGUUCCUAUCAUAAUAUACUACUGUAAUAAUAAUAAUAAUAAUAAUCCCUGUACGGUCGAUGUCGGCAUAAUGUUAUUAUUAUACGUUUAUAUAUUAUUAUAUACGCGCCCGAGAAAUUAUUACGCACGGACUUCCGGUUGAUUUAUUUUGCGCGUCUGUGAUCGGUUCGAAGAAGGGGUGAACCACUACUGAUUAGUGAUUACUACACCCUCGGUUGACUUAAUUUUAAUGAAAACGACUUAGUAUAAUUUUAUUGCGUGUACCUCUUUAUAUAUAAUUAUAAGUUAAUCGCGCUGUUCUGUAUGUUUAGCGGCUAUCUAAUAAUCUUUGACAGGCCCUUUUUCAUUUUUUUUUCCGUUUUUAAUUUGUUGAUAAUUAAUAUUGUAAAUACCUCUCAUAUUAUAUAACUGUUUAAACCUGAUGUAAAAAUACCUAAUUGAAACGCAUAGAGCUACAGUUCGGCUCUUUAUGCUCUUAAAACGCUAAAUGAAUACUACGAUAUACCAGACGCCUAUACGAAUUUGAAAGCACACAGAGACAUGUUUAUUAGUGUCUUUAAAUAAACGAAAUAGUUUUAUACGACCAAUGCUGCUUCAAACAAUUAAAUAAACUGUAAAUUCUACACAAUAUUUAGUUUUAUAAUAUUUCAAUUCUCAUAUUUUUUUUAGUUACAAUGUAGGUUUGAAAGAAAAAAUGUACAACUUUUUUGUAGAUGUUGUAUAAACCAUUACACCGUUACGCCUACAAUAAUCAAAUUUUCUAUAUAAUAAACAUAAUAGUCAUGUUCAUAAAAAUUUUGAGAUUGUAGAUGUUAGACAUGAAUCUACCUACCUAUACUCACCUUUAAUAAUAAUAAUUAAUUAUUAAUUAAAAAACAAUAGUUAUAUUUUAUAAUAAAUGUUUUAAUUAGCUCAAUAUUAUCCAAUUAAUCAAGUAAAUAUGAUGGUCUUCUUUAUUAAUAUUAGAAAUGCAAGCAAUUCCAACAUAUUUUUUUUAUUUUAAAAUUUGACAAAAAGUGAUUUGAAAUUAUGUUUAAAUUUAAAUUACUUCAUAUUAUAUUUGAUUUGCUAAGUUUCACGGACAUUUUUAAAAUAUUGUUAUAAAUUGUAACAUGUUAACCAAUUUUAUUUUUGUUAUAUAAUUAUUUUUAAAAUGUGUAAAUAACUAAUAAAAUAAGAAAAAUUGAAAAUUAAAUACAAAUGUCUUAUAAAUUAUUUAUCUUAUGAUUUACAACAUUGGUACUCUAUUCUUCCGGAAAACAAAGGUUAUAUACAUAUUUUCAUUUAUCAUAAUUGAAAUAUUAUUUUCAAGUUCUUUGACAAAACUGUUAAUAAUUUAAUAUCACAAUGUCAGAAUAUGAAUUGAUAGCUGGUCAAGGCCGUAUCCAGAAAUUUUUACGGGGGGACUCCAGACCCCUUGGAACAGGGGGUUCCGGACACCCCCUGUAGCUGAUAAUAUUUAACAGCAAACAACUUUCCAAAUCAAAAAUGUUGCAUUAAUUAUAAGUAUUUCAUUACUUAUUUUGGGUGAAAAUAUUCAUCUUGAGAAACCAUGAUUCGAUAUACAUUCAAUCAAAUACAUUUAAUAAAAUUAAUGUUACCGUUAAAAGAUGAUCCUUAAAAAUAUUCACAAAGGGUAGGUUAAGUUAGGUAUUAACAUUACAAGGAAUCAAAUGCGCACCACUACUUGUUUGGAAACAUGUCAAUUUUUGAUACUAUGAACCGUAGUAUAUCAGUUACUUUAUAUGCCCAAUAUAAAAUGUAAAAAUACUAAUUAAACUAUAGAAUGGGCCAUCAAUAUUCAUAAAGUAUUUUAGUAUAUAAAUAAAAUUCUAUAUAGUUGUUUAAAAUAUGUUAUAGUUUUACCUAGAAAUAACUAUUUUAUUAUGGCUUAUUAUUUUAAUAAAUUAUAAUUAACUAUUUUUGAGGUUCUGUUAAUGAAUUGUCUCCUCUUCACGUGAUUCAUGUUUGUACAUACUUUUCUAUGUUAUCCUUAUUACACAAUGUUUUUAUUUUGUAAACAGAUUGAAUAUAUUUAAGAAAAAUUUUGUUUUGUAUGUGCAACUGUUACAA
Messenger RNA from Metopolophium dirhodum (rose-grain aphid), 4143 nucleotides. RefSeq names its product organic cation/carnitine transporter 2-like. NCBI's taxonomy places the organism in Eukaryota, Metazoa, Arthropoda, Insecta, Hemiptera, Aphididae. The coding region runs from base 433 to 2070 and encodes 545 amino acids. Gene Ontology annotation, biological process: transmembrane transport. Gene Ontology annotation, molecular function: transmembrane transporter activity. The record is from RefSeq and is a predicted model, not a curated record. Gene Ontology annotation, cellular component: membrane. The transcript has 11 exons.